ACUGGUAACAUCCUGUCAUACAGAACAUUUACUCCGAGAUCGAAGUUGCACGCGAAAGAGCACUUAUUAAACUAAACAAAUAUAUUUUCACCGUGUUGCACAUCAAACUUCGAACAACUCAAUACCAUGGUCAGCUGAAAGGUUACCUAUAAAUACACAUGACGAUCAGACUGCAACGUUUAAAAACAACAGAAAUAAUCCAACAAUGAAGACAAUACUUUUUAUCCUGUAUUUAGGGUUUACUGUUGCUGCUAGUUUCAAUGCAAAUUUAGACAGAAGAGGACGCAGACCCCCGUUGAAAUUUGUCAUCCGAAAUAUAAUUUGUGCUGAUCCAGACUGUGUGGACGACACUAAAAAAAGCGUACUUAAGGAAUGUCUUUUUCAAAAUGUGAAAGUACUAGGAAACACCACAACAUGCGGCCAGAUGCCUGAUGUAGAGAUGGACCUGGCAACUGAAAAGAAACUGGUGACCGAAACGUGCAUUGGAACAGUUAUCAAUCUGAAAAUGUUGGAUUGUUCUCGUCCCAUGGACCAGUGGAGAAUAGAUUAAACUGUUGCUGAGAAACUUGACAGAUCUGCACAUUGAAGUGGACUGGUCUUUAGUGUCCUCCUGUAUCUUUUUUUGUUUACUGAACACGUUCUCUGUAAUACAAUUUCCAAAGUUAUUAUUUGAAAUGAAAAUCACUUUAACGUUCAAUUUUAGUUGUCAACAAUGCACCGUAAACUAAGUCAAGCUUUAAAACAAAAUAUAGUACAUCAUGUUUAUAUAUAUAUCUUAUGUCAAGUUUAGUACACUGUAGUAGUGGAAACAUAUUCAGAAAUAAAGUAUCAAUAGAGCAA
Molecule: messenger RNA, 840 nt
Organism: Limulus polyphemus (Atlantic horseshoe crab)
Lineage: Eukaryota; Metazoa; Arthropoda; Merostomata; Xiphosura; Limulidae
Exons: 6
Coding region: 206-550 (114 amino acids)
Source: RefSeq, a predicted model, not a curated record